Messenger RNA from Anoplopoma fimbria (sablefish), 3103 nucleotides. Its product is annotated as sine oculis-binding protein homolog. Gene Ontology annotation, cellular component: nucleus. The transcript has 7 exons. The record is from RefSeq and is a predicted model, not a curated record. The coding region runs from base 126 to 2705 and encodes 859 amino acids. NCBI's taxonomy places the organism in Eukaryota, Metazoa, Chordata, Actinopteri, Perciformes, Anoplopomatidae. Gene Ontology annotation, biological process: animal organ development.
CAGACGUCCGGGAAUGACAGCCGCUGUCACCUGGAGUGACAGCUUUCAUCUAAGCUGCUCCGCUAAGAAAACCCUCUCGCUGACACCCAACAGUUAUCCGGGUCGGAUCCGGCCAGACCAGGACUAUGCCAGAGAUGGAGAAAGGGAGACCACCGGAAAAUAAGCGCAGCAGGAAACCUGCGCACCCCGUAAAGAGGGAGAUCAACCAGGAGAUGAAGACGUUUGCAGAAAGCACCAUGAACGAGCUGCUGGGAUGGUACGGCUAUGACAAGGUAGACCUCAGAGACUCGGAGGCCAACGAGAUCAGAAACUACCGAGAGAGACGUCAGCAUGUGUCUGUGCUAAAAGAGAACUCAUUGCCAAAAUCCAAGAGCCUGGACACCAAAGUUGGUCACUCGGUACUCACCAUGAAAAGUGGAGAGAGAGAGUCCUCCAGUGUCCCCUCUUCUUCACCCUCCUCUUCCUCAACAAGUUCAUCCCUGAUCACCUCUAAGGAGCAGAAGACUGCCCCUGUUAUUGUACCCCUUAUAAAGCCAUCAGCAGUGGAAGAUGUACAGAAUGUGCAGAUAGUGUGUGUUUGGUGCCAGAAGGAAGGGGUAAAACGCUACUCUCUAUGUAUGGGUUCAGAGCUCAAGAGCUUCUGCAGUGAGAAGUGUUUUGCCGCCUGCAGACGGGCCUACUUCAAACGCAAUAAGGCCAGAGAUGAAGACCUCCACGGUGAGAGAUCUCCUCAACACCCCCAUACAGAGGACUCGCCCAGACUGGUGUUAAAGAUAAACAGCAAUGUCAGAUCUCUCUCCCCUGUGCCACAGGUAUGUGAUUGGUGCAAGCAUGUCCGUCACACUAAGGAAUACCUGGACUUCGGAACUGGCGAGGAACGACUCCAGUUCUGCAGUACCAAGUGUCUGAAUCAGUACAAGAUGGAUGUUUUCUACCGGGAAGCCCGUGCAGCUCUCACCAGCUCCAGCCCAAGCAGAACCAGCCAGGAGGGGAGGGCGGACACCAUUGUAUCCGGGCAAAAGCUACUCACUCCUGAGUCUUGGAGCAGCAGCAGCAGUGCAGGAGAAGCUCGUCAUCGAAACCUUUCCCCUAGAGGGCCUACGCCAAACCAUGGAUCAGCAGAAUCCACCUCUGUGUCUCCCUCAGAGACAUCCUCUUCUAAUUCCAAGAUCCCUAUCCCCGGGCUGAGGACCCUAGAGAGACCCAUCCAGCAUCAUCCCCCUGCUCUGGAAGUGUCACCCCACCCUGCUCCCCUUCAUCCUCCACCUCAUCUUCGCCCCCCUGUGGAACAUCAUACGGUACCUCAAAUGCACAUGCCCUUCAUCAGACCUCCUCUUCAUGCUCAGGGCUUGAGAAGCCCCCUUGCAAACCCUCCAAGACACCCAGGCCCCUCUUCAAGCCCUAUCCACAGACCUCCUCACUCUCCUCACCUGCAGCCCCCGACCUCUUCCAUGAAUCCCCCUGGAAUGAUGCAUCCCUUCCCAGGAGCCUACUUCCCUGGCCUGCACUCCCCUCCUCUGAACAUGAUGCCAAGAGGUCCUGUCCCAAUGCAUCCAUUCAUGAACUAUGGUUUUCCUUCCUUUAGUCCUCUCCUGCCCCAUCCCACUGUCCUGGUGCCUUAUCCAAUAAUUGUUCCCCUACCUGUCCCUAUCCCCAUUCCUAUCCCCAUUCCAUUCCCUUCUAAAGCAACCCCAGAAACUCCAAGUCACAGUGGUGUUAUCCAGCCAGUGCCAGAGGGGCUAGACCGGAGUAGAUCCAGGGCUACAAGGCCGCCAACUCCAGGGAUCCCUGAAGGGGACAGCAGAUUGGUGGCCAACAAAUUGGGUGGAACCUUGCCUCAAUGUUUCCCCUCACCAUGUGACCCCAGCACAGAUUGGGUUAAAACAGAGAGGCCAUUCCCAUCCCCAAUAUCCACACCACACAGUGGUGAAUCCUCCCCCAGAGCACAGUACAACAAAUCCCCCUGCUCAGCUUCAGGGUCAGAGGGGCUGACAGACUUUAAGCAGCAGCCGUCAGAGAGACAAGUCAUCCAAAGGGUUCUUCAAAGGACCCAAGUGAAGCCCAGUGCCAAUGGAGUGGUGGACCUAUCAGGGCUGGGAGAGUCAGAAACUGGGCAGGGUACCAGAUCAGGGCUCCACAACAUCAUCAGACCCACCCCUUCUAUACCAUGGUCCCCUUCACAUGACACUGUCUACCACCACCAGGACUCCCACACUCCACCUUCACACAACUCACCCAGCCCCACAGGUAGCAGCCAUCCGUAUGAUGCCGAACCCUCUGCCCUGAAACCUCAGGACUACAGUCCAAAUAGGAUGUCCUCCUCACCCGCCCCUGCCAGUCCAGACUCAUCACUACCCCAGAGAGUACCAGCACCACCCACUGACCCCGUGCUCAGUGAGCUGGAGGCCAUCAAGGAGAACAAGUGCUCUGCUGUUGGCCUAGUGCGGGUUGAGGGCCCAGUCAAUCAGUCAGAAGAGCCUUUAGCAGUAGUUGGGGAGGUAGGAGAGGACCCCCAUGUUCUUGAUGAGGACCAUGCCUAUGCUCUGCCCACAGCGCCAAAGACAAGUGGGACCACCACCCCGCUGCUCUUGCCCAAACUCAGGGACAAGGGUAGCCUGCGGAGCCCUGCAAAUACGCCCAGUGCUGGAGACAUGGAGCCAGCUCUGAAAAGGCGAUGCCUACGGAUCCGGGAUCAGAAUAAGUAGAGGAUUGAGACACCCUGUUUAACACUGUAUGGCGGUGCCAGAUUCAGUGUCACGCCCUCUUGUGGACAACGCCAGUGCUAACACCCUCCAGCACAUCCCUCAGCCUGUCAGCCCACCAGAGAGUCACUCUGCCUGUAGACCAGCAGGGUGCCAACCCAGGAAGCAGUCCAGAUGGCCACAUUACCAGAAGUCACCGUGGGGGAAAAACACAACACAGUCACACAUUUUGUCUUGGACCAAAGAGUAUUGCUGGCUGGAGUGUAAUGUUGUGUUCAGUGAGCACUUGAGCAUCUCAGAUCUUCUCCCUGUCUGACAUUGCCCUCAAGUGUGUCCAUGUGUGUGUGUAUUGUGUGGGUGCCCAGAUGCGCUCCUCCUCCUCCUCCUCCUCCUCCUCCUCC